This is a messenger RNA of Chaetomium strumarium, 894 nucleotides long. RefSeq lists its product as uncharacterized. Gene Ontology annotation, cellular component: mitochondrion. The record is from RefSeq and is a predicted model, not a curated record. Lineage: Eukaryota; Fungi; Ascomycota; Sordariomycetes; Sordariales; Chaetomiaceae. Gene Ontology annotation, molecular function: protein-containing complex binding. Bases 1 to 882 code for a protein of 293 amino acids. The transcript has 2 exons.
AUGUCGGCGACAAAACGAAUCGUCGUCUUCGGAGGCAAUGGUUUCCUAGGUUCACGGAUAUGCCGAGCGGCCGUAGCCCGGAACUGGGACGUUACAUCAGUGAGCCGUUCCGGCAAACCCCACUGGGACUCCAUAGCCUCAUCCUCGUCCCCUCCCCCUUGGUCGCACAAAGUCUCCUGGGAGCGCGGAGACAUCUUCCAGCCAGCACAAUGGACCUCGCUGCUCCGCAACACCGACUACGUCGUGCACAGCCUCGGCAUCCUCCUCGAGGCCGACUACAAGGGCGUGAUCUCGGGCCGCGAGUCCCCCAUUUCCGGCCUCGCCAAGGCCUUCAGGGCGCCGUCAUCAUCCUCACCCAACCCGCUGGAGCGCGUGCGCGAGGGCGCCAAGGAGCCCGGCGUCGAGCCGCCGAGUUCGCCCGCUCAGCUGACCUACGAGAUGAUGAACCGCGACAGCGCCAUCCUGCUGGCUAAAGUGGCUGCGCACGAGGGGGUAGAGGCGUUCGGGUAUAUCUCGGCCGCUGGGGGCGCGCCCGUGCUGCCAGCGAGGUAUAUUACCACAAAGAGAGAGGCUGAGGCGGUGGUGGCAAGGGAGUUUCCGGAGAUGAGGGGGGUUUUCUUCCGCGCGCCGUUUAUGUAUGACCCGUCGAGGAAGAUUACGAUUCCAAUGGCUGCGAUGACAAUGGCUGGGUCGACCUUCAACCGCCUGACCGGGGGGGUGCUAAGCGGGUUCCUUGGCGCUGCUGGGUCCAAGCCGCUCAAGGCCGAUGCGGUGGCGGAUGCGGUGGUCGAAGCGCUCGCUGAUGAGAAGGUGAAAGGGCCGGUGGAGGUGCUGCAAUUGGAGGAGUUGGCGGGCAGGGCAUGGCGGAAGACGAUGCUUUGAGGGGGGAAUACC